AUGGCCCAAAUCUUCAAGACCAUAAUCGAGUCAGUUGAGUUUGAUGAGAACUCAAGACACGUCACCAUCCGUUUUGGCCCACCAGGGAAACUACCUGUUGUUAUGACAUUACUGAAUAAAUACGGAUCGAACAAUACUAAGAGCUUCAGAAUUACCAAUCAACGGACUGACGAUGCCACAUCCAUAUUAACAAUAUACAGGACAACCACAGACCAAGAAACAAAUACUGUAGAAACCAACGAACCGACAAACAACCUAGAGACUGGCAACAACACUGACACUUCCAAAAAUUCUACUGACUCAAACUCCACUGACAGUUCUGAGAACUCUGAUGACACCGACUCUACGGACAACAAUGACGAUCCAAACAAUAACGACAUUAACAAUGAUGACAGAAUUGCUACAAACGAGAACACUGACAGCAAUGACAAUAACGACGUCCAAAGACCUGCUAACAAUGACGAUAAUGUUAACAAUACUGAACAUUUUAACAACAAUGAUGACGGCCCACAACAGAAUGACAAUGACAAUAUCGAAGCUUACACUAUGAAUGAACAGGCAAACGAGCAAGCAACAACUCGCUCAACAACAUCCAACACGACAACACCAGUGUCAGUGCAUAGAGCAUUACACUUAGACUACACGUCAUCCAGCAACGAGGAUCCCAUAGAAAGGGAGAUAGCCAGACAGAACGCCAGACGCCGAAUACAAGAAAGACAACGACGAACAGAGCAACCCAGACUACAACAUACAGAGACCCAAAGACCGACAAGAGCCAGUAUCGCAGCAGAAGAACAAAUUAGGAAGGAAAUGGAGAAGAUAGAUUUCAAUAAAAUAUUAGACACUAGUUUUUAA
This is a messenger RNA of Nasonia vitripennis (jewel wasp), 855 nucleotides long. RefSeq names its product putative mediator of RNA polymerase II transcription subunit 29. The coding region runs from base 1 to 855 and encodes 284 amino acids. Lineage: Eukaryota; Metazoa; Arthropoda; Insecta; Hymenoptera; Pteromalidae. The transcript is spliced from 2 exons. The record is from RefSeq and is a predicted model, not a curated record.